GCCAACGCCUCCGUCUGGGUUGCUGGUCUUCCCUACGAUGUGACAUAUCAUGAACUUCUCGCCUCCAUCCGCGGCUGCGGAAAAGUUAAGUGGACAAACAUCGACUUCCCCCGAGACGCCACCGGCACAGCAACAGCCCAAGUUAUUUUCUUCCGCCAUAUUGCUGCAAAGCGCUUCAUCGCUCAAGGCCAGAUUGGCCAGGUGGUAGUCAACGGGGCUAGAGUUGAGGUAUCCUGGAACCGGGUGAAGACGGUAGAAGAAGAUGACACCGACAAGUCCCGAGUUCUGCGGAUCUCGGGGCCACAGAACAUGAUCUCGGAACGACAACUGAUGGCUUUCCUCAUGGCCAACUUCCAGUUCGACAUAGACGAUGUCAUUGAAGUUUGGAGCUCGGAGGAAUCGGCAUGUCUCGAGGUGCGGUUUGCGUCCUGGCGCAGCCAGGCGCACACGGCGAAGAUUGCUUUGUGCCAGGAAUAC
Messenger RNA from Pseudomassariella vexata, 477 nucleotides. RefSeq lists its product as uncharacterized. Gene Ontology annotation, molecular function: nucleic acid binding. The record is from RefSeq and is a predicted model, not a curated record. The transcript has a single exon. Lineage: Eukaryota; Fungi; Ascomycota; Sordariomycetes; Amphisphaeriales; Pseudomassariaceae. The annotation marks the transcript as partial.